Molecule: messenger RNA, 1350 nt
Organism: Opisthorchis viverrini
Lineage: Eukaryota; Metazoa; Platyhelminthes; Trematoda; Opisthorchiida; Opisthorchiidae
Exons: 5
Coding region: 1-1350 (449 amino acids)
Source: RefSeq, a predicted model, not a curated record
AUGUUCAGUCGCCCAGCAUCUCCUGCUUCCCGUCGAUCCAGUUCGUUGUCCAAUGUGGGGCAAGUCGGGAUCACCACAACAAUAACGCCACUUUAUGCACGACUUCCAGUGAAGAAAAAGUCACCAAAAUGGAGUCUCAGGUCUAAACCGUUGCCUGUCAACUUGGCUUACCGCCGAAGCCUACUGUGUGCUUUACUCUUGUCCUCUUUGUCAUAUCUAGUUUUUCUGGUUGCAACACAAGCACCUACAUGGGAAUCAGUGAAAUACGACUUUGAAAAAGUCUUUUAUCUGUUCUCAUUUACUUACGGACUCACACCACCCAGAUGGGACAAGCUGGAGAACUCAACGCUUCCCCCAAUGCCAGCAACUCGUGAUUUUACAAUAGACUACAUUGUUUUCGAAAACCGACAUCUUGCUCACCCUGAUGAUGUGAAACUACUUAAAAAUCGUCAUAUUACAGAGCCAUACACAGCAAAGCAAGUUUGCGGACUAGUUGUGCGAUUAGAAACUCCUGAACAGCUUGAAACCGAUAUUUUAUUGUCCUCAGAACCACCGACGCCGCAAACAAGUGCACCUGAUUUGCAUGCAGUUCGCUUUCGGAAACAGGCAAAACUGGGUCUCGGAGAGAACGAUAGAUAUUUCAUCAAUUUUGGGGCCGGAUCGUUAGAAUCUGCCUGGAUUGUGAUGAACUAUCACGCGGGAAUAUGGUCCAUGCAACACACACUUCCAGAUAUUUACGACACCAGCUUCUUGCCGCACUACUACACAUACUGCAAAACCCCGCCAAUAUCCAGCUCAAAAUUGUCCUAUUUUGCUCAGAACCUCUCAGAGUCAGGAAUAAGCUGCACACAAUAUUACCUGAAAAUGCAAAACAACAUUAUAUCUUGCGUGAUUGUCGUAUAUCUGUGCAUGGUCGGUUCAGCUCUGAUCGGGACAUUCGCGAUUGUCUUCCGUACUGUACCUGCUUCAAUGGUAACUGGCGUAUUGCAUGUCACUUCGGGUAUGGCGUACACGCUCAUAUCGCUCGUGGGGGCGAGGUGGACUAAGUGGUUAGAGCACGAAUUUACUGACCAGAAGGUCCACGGUUCGAACCCGACCUUUGCCACUCGACUGCCCCUGUCUAGGCAUGGGCAACCUGACAAUAUUUCAACCCUCGUACCUCCUUCAUGUGAUAUGGCAGCUAGGCGCCGAAAGGGUCCUGCAGCUGAAGGAUUUCAUAUCGCUCGUUCGAACAGUUGUCCUCCUGUCUGGAUUAUUUCUUUCUGGGGGGAUGUACUGGGCUCGAGUUUCUCCCUCAUCAAAGUUCGUCAGGAGUAUAUAUCUCUGAACUUGCCCGGGUUUCAAAUCUGA